Messenger RNA from Elephantulus edwardii (Cape elephant shrew), 684 nucleotides. It is a transcript of the gene MYL7, whose product is annotated as myosin, light chain 7, regulatory. Gene Ontology annotation, cellular component: cytoplasm; myofibril. The transcript has 7 exons. Gene Ontology annotation, molecular function: calcium ion binding. Bases 1 to 684 code for a protein of 227 amino acids. Gene Ontology annotation, biological process: cardiac muscle tissue development; heart contraction. Lineage: Eukaryota; Metazoa; Chordata; Mammalia; Macroscelidea; Macroscelididae. The record is from RefSeq and is a predicted model, not a curated record.
AUGGAGGAGCCUGUGAGCCUGUGUCCACAGGCUACAGGCACCUCAGAGGCCCAGAGGAGGGCCCAGGGUGAGGAAGAGAAAUGUCCCAGCAAGUGGGCAAAGGGUGGACUGCAGGGAGCUGAGGAGGGGAGAGGAGUUCUCUCAUUCACAGUGCUACAGGCCAGCAGGAAAGCGGGAACCAGGGGCAAGUUUGCUGCCAUCAAGCAAGCCCAGCGCAGCUCAUCCAACAUCUUUUCCAUGUUUGAACAAGCCCAGAUCCAGGAGUUUAAGGAAGCCUUCAGCUGUAUUGACCAGAACCGUGAUGGCAUCAUCUGCAAGUCCGACCUGAGAGAGACCUACUCCCAACUUGGUAAGGUGAGCAUCCCUGAGGAGGAGCUAGAUGCCAUGCUACAGGAAGGGAAGGGCCCCAUCAACUUCACUGUCUUCCUCACACUCUUUGGGGAGAAGCUCAACGGUACAGACCCUGAGGAGGCCAUCCUGAGUGCCUUCCGGAUGUUUGAUCCCAGUGGCCAGGGGGUAGUAAACAAGGAUGAGUUCAAGCAGCUCCUCCUGACCCAGGCAGACAAGUUCUCUCUGGCUGAGGUUGAGCAGAUGUUCGCGCUGACUCCUAUGGACCUAGCAGGGAACAUUGACUAUAAAUCACUGUGUUACGUCAUCACUCAUGGAGAUGAGAAAGAAGAGUGA